AUGGCAACUCCAGGAAAAACCGUCGCAUUCAUUGGAUGUGGAAACAUGGGAGGAGCAAUCCUUACCGGAAUCCUCGAGGCAGCGUUUACCAGCUCUGAAACCACAGAAUCACGUCCAAUUGCCCGCUUCAUCGCAUGCACCAAGAGCGCAGGCUCAGCCGAGCGACUCCAAUCAUCUCUCCGUGAGGAACAUAAACCACAUGUGAAGGUUGUCUCGGACAAGAUCAUCGAAUCCAUGAACGAAGCCGAUGUCCUCGUGCUUGGAUUCAAACCAUUUAUGGCGGACGAUGUGCUAAGUAUGCGGGGUGUGCGAGAGGCAUUGGCGGAGAAGUUGGUGAUUAGUCUCUUGGCGGGACAGCCACCAGAGAACCUUGUUCAAAUUAUUCAAAGCACAUCCGAGACUGGGAAAACUGGGGAUGAUUUGCCGGUUGUCGUGCAGGUUAUUCCGAAUAUGGGGGCGCAGUUUCGUCAAUCUAUGAGUAUUAUUCGGAUACCGCAGACGCCGCUAUCUGCUGAAAUGAAGGAGAUUGUGGAAUGGAUGUUCAAUCAAGUCGGUUGGAUUAAGUAUCUGCCUGAGAGUCAGAUGGAUGCCGGCUCUGUGCUUGUCGGAGCAGCGUUGGCAGCUCUGACUAUUCCCGUGGAAGGCAUUCUUGAUGGAUGUGUAGCGGAGGGGAUCAAGCGGCCCGAUGCGAUGGAAAUGGUUCUGCAUGGUAUAAGAGGAUUGUCAGCUGCGUUGGAGGCGGGCAUUCACCCUGCUGUUCUUCGAGAGAGUAUUUCCUCUCCACGCGGAUGUACUAUCCAAGCUUUAUUGGAACUCGAGAGAGCAGGAAGUAGAGCGCAGUAUGCAGAUGCGAUUAUCAAGGGAACACAGCAUUGGAAGAAAUAG
Messenger RNA from Penicillium malachiteum, 885 nucleotides. Its product is annotated as pyrroline-5-carboxylate reductase. Gene Ontology annotation, molecular function: pyrroline-5-carboxylate reductase activity. Gene Ontology annotation, biological process: L-proline biosynthetic process. Lineage: Eukaryota; Fungi; Ascomycota; Eurotiomycetes; Eurotiales; Aspergillaceae. The transcript has 2 exons. The coding region runs from base 1 to 885 and encodes 294 amino acids. The record is from RefSeq and is a predicted model, not a curated record.